UUCUGCUUAUUUGAAGCAUUGCAUGGAGAAUGUACGUCCUUCUACAAAUGUCGGUUGGGAUUUCAUUGGCUCUGAGUCACACAGUAGUGUGUACUUCCAAGCAAUCUUUUACUAUAUUGUGGACAAUGAAGUGAAUUCAUGUCAGAGCACCAGGGAAUUCUGAAAUGAAAGGAAAAUACAGAACAAUGUGCAAUAAACGGAAACACUCUCCAUUAGAUUCUUUGUGUAUGCCUGGCAUCUCUACAGCAGCAAAGGUUUCCCACAAGACGGCUGCAAUGGAGAAGAGAUUGCCACACAUCUCCUUCUGGAAUGUGCCUUCGCAAAGAAAGUUUGGAGAGAGGUACUGUGGUUUCAGCUGAGGUUUAUCCUGACCACCACCAUGACCCAGGACUCUGUGUGCUGUUUCGCUGUUUGCAGAGACGCACUGCAAGGCAAACAUCACCUGCUACUGGAAGAUUGUCAACUCAAUGAAAGACACUCUUUGAUCUACCGGAAACCUGUUGGCCUUCCAGAGGAAAGAGUUGAUCUCAACCAAGUGUUACAGUCAGGAAUAAUCCAAGGGUUGUGAUUACAUGCAGAGAGGUGGCUGCACAAGAAACACUAAUUACACUUUGGGUUACUCCUGAUUAUUUUUCAGUCACUUUGAUAGACUGUUAAAAGAACAAAGUUUUUGACAAUGCUGCAGCAAAUAUUGGAGACCAUGUACAUUGAGCCCGAGCUUCUGGCUGAACUAAACGAAGAACAAAAGCAGAUUCUGUUUUUUAAAAUGAGACAGGAACAAAUUCGAAGAUGGAAGGAAAGGGAAGCAAAAGUGGAGCCAAAGGAAAAAACACCAAAAACAAAGAACGGGAAAUCAGUGAACUGGCUGCUGGCAGCAGAUAAUGACGUGUGGGUCUGGGUCAUGGGCGAGGGCCCGGGAGACCGGCCAUAUGACCAAAUUUGUGAUGAAAUUAUUGCAGAGCGAGCAAGACAACAGGCCCAAAAAGAGGCGGGAGAAUUGAGGAAGGUGAAAGAGAAGGAACUGAUCCGCCGAUUCUCCACCUCACUUAGGCUGGAGAGCAAAGGCGUCAGGAGGCAGAAGGAGGUCGAAAAGAAAGCUGAAAAGGAUGAGGCCACGAAAGCAGCUGCCGAGCAAGAGCGAAUCCAAAUGGAACUAAAGCAAAAAGAGGAGGAGGAACGGAGGAGACAAGAGGAAGAGAUCAAACGGCUGGAAGAAGAGAGGACCCAGCAAUUAUACAUUAACUUGAAGGAAGCUCAAGAGAUGGUGCAGAGGAAUGAAAAGGAAGAUCCUGAAUGGCGUGAGAGCUUAAGGAAAUCCAAAGCAGCUGAUGAAAGGCGGAGGUCGAUAGCGAAGCAAGCACGGGCUGAUUACAAACGUCACUCUCUGAAGGCGAUUGAGAGGGGGAAAGUGUCUGCAAUGACGCAGAAUUUCCAAAAUACUCCAUCUCCAGUGAAGCCUCCUGUCCCCCCACGUAAAAAUGCAAUUAAUCGGAAAGAGUGCAAUGUGAGAGAUGUACAAACCCAAAAAUCGAGUGAAAACAGCCAUGAGAGAAUCAUCAGAUGGUUCAGAGAGCAACAAAUCCCACUCCGAGCAGGUUAUGAGAGGGACAGUGACGUCAUAGCACCCUGGUUUCAUGGAGUUAUCACCAGGCAAGAGACGGAGGAGCUUCUGGGGAAAAAAGGAGCUGGUGCGUUUUUAAUCCGAAUCAGUGAGCGUGUAAUUGGUUAUUGCCUGAGUUAUCGAAGCAGCGAUGGGUUCAAACACUUCCUGAUUGACUCAUCAAAGGAUUCGUACACCUUCUUUGGCGUGGACCAGUUGCAGCAUGCAACACUCGCAGACUUGGUGGAGUACCACAAGGAGGAGCCAAUCACAUUAGCAGGUGCUGAGCUUUUACGCGAAGCAUGUGGCCAGUGCAGAGAUCCACCAGACUAUGCCCAUCUCUUCAACUGAGCUUCUCCAAACUGAGAUGCUGCCAUGUCCAUUGAACUCUCCCUUCGAAAUGUUCACUUUAGUGGACAAUUGAGCAAGGUAACUAUGGUCCAGCAAAGAAUUGCACCUUCUUUUAAGAAGCUAUUGCUAUGCAAGAAGAAUAUUGAUUGCAUUCAAAGUGGGACAGUAUUUAUUCAUUUAAACCUGACCUAAUUAUUCAAGAACAAAUGAUUUUGCAUUCAGGGUCAUAUCUGUUACUAUUUUGCUUUGAAGGGACAUAGCAUUUGUUAACAAGGUUUUAUGGUACACUUUUGUAUAUUGUAGGUUAGGAAUCCUUUUUUGGGUAAUGUGCAAAGUCUAUAAACUAUCAAGUCCUUUUUAUUUUACUAAGAUAUACUGGAUAUAUUGUAAAGCUGAUCUGUAAUAUUCCAUUCUCUUACUAUUAGCAAUGUACACUUCUUAAUCAAUAUGUAGUGGAAGAAAUUUAUUUUCAGACAACUGCCAUGAUAAACUGUGACAUUCAGAUGAUUUUA
Hemiscyllium ocellatum (epaulette shark) is the source of this 2463-nucleotide messenger RNA. RefSeq names its product SH2 domain containing 4A (gene sh2d4a). Lineage: Eukaryota; Metazoa; Chordata; Chondrichthyes; Orectolobiformes; Hemiscylliidae. Gene Ontology annotation, cellular component: cytoplasm. The record is from RefSeq and is a predicted model, not a curated record. The transcript has 9 exons. Bases 677 to 1951 code for a protein of 424 amino acids.